Fonsecaea nubica is the source of this 2124-nucleotide messenger RNA. RefSeq lists its product as hypothetical. The coding region runs from base 1 to 2124 and encodes 707 amino acids. NCBI's taxonomy places the organism in Eukaryota, Fungi, Ascomycota, Eurotiomycetes, Chaetothyriales, Herpotrichiellaceae. Gene Ontology annotation, biological process: regulation of transcription by RNA polymerase II. Gene Ontology annotation, molecular function: transcription coregulator activity. Gene Ontology annotation, cellular component: mediator complex. The transcript has a single exon. The record is from RefSeq and is a predicted model, not a curated record.
AUGGCGACACCGACGAAAUCCCAGAACAUCUCCACGCCGAAACCGCAGCUCUCCCCUCCAAGUAGGCUCAUGGCCUCGCCUCGACCUGGUACCUCGGGCAAUUCGAAUCGUCCUCUCGCCUACAAGUCUCCCGCAGUCAAGACUCCAGCCUCAGCGCACGGACACCAUAUCAGUGUCUCCUCACAACCUUCUUCUACACCCCUGGCCGCAACAGCCGUUCACGAUGACCUGCUAGCUCUCAAUUCCCCUGCUGCCGCUCUGAUGAACGCCUUGGGGACUACAGGACUUACACCUUUGGGAAGUGGAGCAGAUGGCUUGGGUAUCACCUCGAGUCUGUCGGGCGGACCUGUCAGAUCUGCCCCUCCUGUCAACCCGUUGCUCGAACGACUUGCUAGAGCGGAGCUGGUUUUGAAUUCACUCAAGAGUCGGGCUGCCGGACACGGAAUCACUCGUGGAGGGGUGGAGAGAAUAGGACAGUUACAAGGGUUCACCACUCUAUGGGACGAUGACAGCCUCACAAUUGCGGGAAACUGUGUUGACCUUGAGAUCAACUUCGAAGCUGGAGGCAGGGACGACGUCAGGGACGUGAGUCUCAAGCUCAACAUGUCAGACAGCGCCUCCGAAAACGAGGAGCCUCAAUUCCAAGAACAAGGCACCCAGAUUAUUAAGGGUAAUCUGCAAAGUCUGGACGCUGUCGGCCAAAUACCGCGAUGGAGAUCAUUGGAUGCCUUUGCAUCCAAUCUACAAUACCUCAGCCAACUCGAUAGAAUCGAGAGCGGGGCCCCCUGCUUCAACGCUGUGACCGAUCUCUAUAAUUCAUUCCGAAUGAUCUGGGAUGCUGAAAGAGAAAAAUUCAAAGGACGGACUCCUAGGCAACAUCUGAAACAGGGCGCAGUUGGUAGACCGGUCAUGGAUCGAAAACCCUGGUUGGGACUAGCAGUGGACUACUGGGCCACCCCCGAGGAACCAAGGCCAAAACCUGAGGCUGCCGCCAAUGGUGAGGUUGACAAUACCCAUCAUCUCUACACCGCACGGGUGUCUUGCGGGUCUGGUUUACCAAUGACCGCCGUCACGAAGCAAUGGGUCUCUGACCGAGUUCUCGUCGAGGGCCACGAGCCAAUACUCGAUGUCGAAAACGAGACAUGGAAGCCGGACUGGCGAGACCCUGCACAGGAUUCGUCAGGCUCAGAUCCGUUAGCCAAGGCAGAGGCAGAUAAUGCAGCCACAGAGAAGCCGACUGACAUGGUGUCACGCGUUUUGAAUAUGCAUUUUCAAUGUACCCUUGAACCCGAAGUUUACCUUCCUCUCAACGUAGCGGGCAAUCUGAGCGUGGAGAUUGCUAUGGUGGAGAUCAAGCAAGAGCUGACUUCAACAUAUCAAGCGGUGCUGCAUAAGACCUUCGUCGGUGCCGGCGCUGAAGGCAACAGAAACCCUUCACAAGAAAGAUGGAUUAGAGUCUUGCCCAUUGAAGAUGACAAAGGCUCUGGCCGGCUGCGACGGCACUCAUACGCCCUGAAAUCCUCCCAGCAUGCCCCACCCCUGUGGUGUCAUCCUUUGAAACAACUGAUAUUCACCCAUCCGAAACAAUUUGCGGCCGUGGUGCCUGUUAUUCGACAGUAUGCCGUCGUUUGGGGUAUUUUGCGCAGUUUGGUAGAGUCCCAGGGCGACAAUCAACAGAUGGGCGCAUCAAGCAAGGUCCCUUCCAAGGGCAACUGGAGUUCAGAAACCACUCGCCGCCCCUUGAAGCGAACAAACAAGAAGUCUCCCGGCUCUGACCUCGAUGACUUCGACAACCUCGCUAAUUCGCAUAGUGAGCUGGAUCCCGAUUUGCCGUUGCCGAUCGACGUGAACAUGGAUGUGCUUUCCGACAUCUCAAAAGCAAAGCUUGAUGUAUACAUUCCCUUGCGCAAGUCGAAUAGGAGAGAGCAAAAGCACCCAUUUGUCUUCUUGUCCCUCAACAUCUGCCCGGGUGGAGCAAUCGAAGUCCGAGACUUGCGCGGAAUCCACGCAGAAGGCACCGAGAGUGAAAGCAUUCGGUCCAAAAUUGUACGAAUUUUGGAGACGACGGAAGAUAUUGGCUUGCUAGUUGAAUGGCUUCUCGAACAGAAUGUCGCACGCAGGUGA